UCAAAUGUCAACCUGAAGGAAGUAAAUCAUAUGUGCUCACUUAAUGCCGGAACGUAUCAGGACAGUUUGGCUCUUGCAACCGAAUAUUCAGUUAUUCUUGGUACAAUUAAUGAAAUUCAAAAGUUACACAUUCGAACGGUACAAAUGGGACCAGGAAGCUUCUCAAUAGUUUGGUGUUAUAACGGUGCGAAUGGAUCUUCAGGACUCGAGUGGUCUGACUCCUUCGAGACAGAGCGCGUCAACUCAGACGACAAAUGUAACUUACUCGAGCAACAUGGCACUGCUUAAGCCAGGAGCCAGUAGUGCCGAGUUUGGUCAAGAAGUUGAAAUUCACAAUCUACUUAUCAUCGAUCAGAAUACGUUCGAGUUGCUACAUGCACAUCAAUUCAUGCAAACGGAGUAUACUAUGUCACUGAUUUCGGCGAAGUUGGGUAACGACUCGAAUACUUAUUGCAUCGUCGGCACAGUACUGGUACAUCAAGCGGAACCGGAACCCAAAGUAGGAAGGAUUAUCAUCUAUCACUACGCGGAUGGAGCCCUCACUCAAGUUAGCGAGAAGGGAAUCAAGGGCGCGUGCUAUUCUCUCAUUGAGUUUAACCGUCGUGUAUUAGCUAGCAUCAAUUCAACUGUACGAUUGUAUGAGUGGACUGAUGAUAAGAAUUUGCGACUUGAAUGGCCGCAGCAACGGACGACGAACGAUAGCAAGUACCAAAGGUUGCUCAAUGCGAUCUCGACCGACGUGGAUGGAACUAAGAAGGAAGCGGCCGUACAUGAUAUAAUCAAGAUUAUAGAAGACCUAACAUGGAUAAAUCAGGAUGUCCAGUGUUGA
Toxorhynchites rutilus septentrionalis is the source of this 829-nucleotide messenger RNA. RefSeq names its product DNA damage-binding protein 1-like. Gene Ontology annotation, biological process: DNA repair; proteasome-mediated ubiquitin-dependent protein catabolic process. The transcript is spliced from 3 exons. Gene Ontology annotation, cellular component: site of double-strand break; nucleus. NCBI's taxonomy places the organism in Eukaryota, Metazoa, Arthropoda, Insecta, Diptera, Culicidae. Gene Ontology annotation, molecular function: protein binding; nucleic acid binding. The coding region runs from base 191 to 829 and encodes 212 amino acids. The record is from RefSeq and is a predicted model, not a curated record.